This is a messenger RNA of Histoplasma capsulatum G186AR, 2406 nucleotides long. Its product is annotated as multiple RNA-binding domain-containing protein. The transcript is spliced from 3 exons. Gene Ontology annotation, molecular function: RNA binding. The record is from RefSeq and is a predicted model, not a curated record. NCBI's taxonomy places the organism in Eukaryota, Fungi, Ascomycota, Eurotiomycetes, Onygenales, Ajellomycetaceae. Bases 1 to 2406 code for a protein of 801 amino acids.
AUGGAGGAAAAUACAAGAGUCUUCGUGUCAGGCUUGCCACCUACUUUCUCUAAUGAUGAGCUGCGAAAGCACUUCUCUACUCGGUAUCAGGUUACUGAUGCUCAUGUCAUCCCUAAACGAAGGAUUGGUUUUGUGGGCUUCAAAACGCCUACAGAAGCACAAGAUGCUGUCAAUUACUUUAAUAAAACAUACAUAAGAAUGUCAAAAAUUGCAGUGGAGAUGGCGCGACCGGUAUGUAGCUUUUCCCUUCCGCUGUACUCUGCGCUCCCAACUUUCCCACUCUGCGAUUUUACGGAGCCCCCUUUGAAGGCUGACCCAACUGAAGGAUUUUAUGAAGCUGACCGAAUUCCUAAGGUCGACGCUGAUCCACCAGUAGUCGGGAAGGCAAAUCCAAGACAUGCUACAUCAACCGACUUCACAACUCUCAAACGAAAGCACGACCAAGUAGAACAGAGCCUAGACCCCAAGCUCCAGGAAUAUCUUGCCACGAUGAAACCGACAAUUAGGUCGAAGACUUGGGCUGACGAUGGUAUAUUAGUCAAUGCUAACGGAGAAUCAACGGAUAGUGCUCAAGUUAUAUCUUCUGGCAAUACUGAAACACCCAGCAUCAAAGCCAAGCGCCUGAAGCCUGGCCAUGAGCCCACUCUUAAAACCAAGCAGACGGAGCGACUGGAUGAUGUAACUGAAGAUAAUUCCGUAGCAAAGAAGUCUGUGUCUUUCGAGACUGAAGAUGAACCUGAGGCCACGUCUGUUGAAGAGGCACCAAAAUCCGAUAUGGAUUGGUUGCGAUCGAGAACGAGUCGACUUCUUGGCCUGGUUGAAGAUGAUGAAGACGAGGGAUCUCACGAGACUACUGAAAUACAGGAAAUUGAAGAAAACUAUGAUAGGGACAUUGAAAACGCAAGGAAACGGAAAGCGCAGGAAACUUCGCCACCUAUUCAAAACGAACCACCCAAUCCACCCGAUCAGAACGAAUCCUUUGACGCGAAUAUAGGUCAACUCCGUGAAACUGGUCGGCUUUUUGUUCGAAAUCUUCUCUAUAAUGCUAGUGAGAGUGACAUGGAGCCACUAUUUUCUCCAUUCGGAAAGAUCGAUGAGAUUCAUGUUGCGUUUGAUACGCGACAUUCCAAAAGCAAAGGCUUUGCUUACGUACAGUACGCAAACCCCGAGGCUGAUGCAGUUAUGUCAUCAGUAUCCGAAAGGCUUGGAGUUUCGAAAUCCGAGCUUCUUGACCCCACGUCCUCUGACGCAGCAAUCAGGCAAGCCCAUGCUGAAACGCAUGUGAUCCAAGAAACAAAAGCCUACUUCUCAUCUAAUGGAGUGAACCUGGAUUCGUUCAAGCAACGGGAACGUGGAAAUACCGCAAUCCUAGUUAAGAAUUUCUCCUUUGGUGUAAAAGCUGACGAUAUAAGAAAGCUAUUUGAACCGUUUGGACAAAUCAAAAGACUCUUAAUGCCCCCGAGUGGCACGAUAGCCAUCGUUGAGUUCGUCAUGGCGGAUGAGUGCCAAAAGGCAUUCAAGGGACUCGCUUAUCGAAAACUAGGUGAUUUAAUUCUGUUUCUGGAAAGAGCUCCUAAAGACCUAUUCGAUGAGAAAGCGACUGCUUCAAGGGUUAUAGCACCUCCUCCAAAGGUGGUCUCGCAAACAUUCUCAACUUCGGAUACUUUCAAGGCGACUGAAACGGAAGAAGCCGAGACUCCGCUGGAGACAUCCACUCUCUUCGUUCGAAAUCUUAACUUUUCAACAACAAAUGCCCGUCUGACAGAGGUGUUCCAACCACUGGAUGGAUUCCUGUCCGCUAGGGUGAAAACAAAAGCCGACCCAAAGCGGCCAGGAGAAACGCUUAGCAUGGGUUUUGGAUUCGUGGAGUUCCGCACAGCUGCUCAAGCUCACGCCGCACUCGCCACGAUGCAAGGCUACAAGCUGGAUCAACACGAACUCGUCGUCAAGACCUCGCACAAAGCCAUGGACGCUGCUGAAGAACGAAGGCGCGAGGAUAAUGCGAAGAAGUUAGCCAUGCGGGGAACAAAGAUCCUUAUCAAAAACUUGCCAUUCCAAGCCACGAAGAAAGACAUCAGAAACCUCUUCAGCGCAUAUGGCAAACUCCGGUCUGUCCGCGUCCCGCAGAAAUUUGACAGGACGGCUCGUGGUUUCGCGUUUGCUGAUUUCAUAAGUGCGCGCGAGGCGGAAAAUGCCAUGGACGCGCUGAAGAAUACCCAUCUUCUGGGUAGGCGGCUGGUGUUGGAGUUUGCGUCCUCGGAAGCUAUUGAUCCUGAGAAGGAGAUUCAAAACAUUGAGAAGAAGAUGGAUGCUCAGGUGAAUCUGGUGAAUCUGAAAAAUCUUGCAGGUGCAGGGUCUCGACGUAAGAAAUUUAAUGUUGAUGCUGGCGAGGAUGAGGAUGGAUGA